CAAUGGCUUCCAGGACUCAAACAUGGCGCUAACGGCCCCACCUUCCGAAUACCCGUGCUUCUCAUUGGGCAGUUAACGCGAAGUCAUAACCGCGUCCCUGGUUGACGAAGGACGCGCGCGGCCUCUUCGGGAGACUCCUAGACACAUCAGAAGCAAGAAAUGGAGACAGUGACCUUUGAGGAUGUGGCUGUGGACUUCACCUUAGAAGAAUGGGCUUUGUUGGAUUCCAGUCAAAAGAAGCUCUACAGAGAUGUGAUGAAGGAGACAUUUUUCAACCUGAUCUCCAUAGAGAAGACACUAGAAGAAAGGAUUGAAGAGGACUACAAAAAUCUCAACAGAAAUACGGGAAGUCCAGUGCUUGAGGAAGACUGUGGAUAUGAAUGUGAUACUGAGUGUGAUAAAAAUCAGGAAGCUGUUACAGAGAAUAUCACCAGUAAAGAUAUGUCUCCUGGAGUAAGAGUUCAUGACAGCCCAUUGCUUGUAAGAAACAUCAUUGGCCAUUCAUCCUCACAUGACUCUCUCAGAGACCUAACUACACAGAUACUAUCUGUGUAUACCAAAGCUAUGGUAAAUUCUUACAGAUAUCAGGGACAUUGGCAAGAUAUCAAUCAUUGUGAAUCACAUGAGGUACUUGACGUUUCUAAGGAGAAACCCUGGAAAUGUCAGCAAUGUGAUGAAGUCUGUAGGAGUGUCUCUUCUGAUCAUCCUCAGCAGAGAAGUCACACUGGAGACAAUGUCAAUGACAGUGAUUCUGUGAGUGACACACAUGACCAGAAUGAUGAAGGGAUCCAUAAUGAAGUGAAACAGUUUGUAUGUAAGCUCUGUGAAGAAUCCUUCACUGAUCCCAGUGACCUUUACAUCCAUGAAAAUAGUCAUGUUGGACAGGAAAGGUACAAUGGUAGGCAGUGUGGCAAAACAUCUACAUAUACAGAAUGCUUUGAGAGUCAUAAAGUAACUCACACAGAAGAGAAGCCUUAUGCUUGUAGCCAUUGUGGAAAAGCAUUCACCAGCUUCAGUGUUCUGAAUGUUCAUCAAAGGAUUCACACUGGAGUGAAACCGUAUAAAUGUAAGCAUUGUGGAAAAGCCUUCAGUUACUCCAGUAGCCGUUACAAACAUGAAAGGACUCACACUGGAGAGAAGCCUUAUGCAUGUAGGCAUUGUGGAAAAGCCUUCAGUGACCUCAGUAGUCAAAAAAGACAUGAGAGUCUUCAUACUGGAGAGAAGCCUUAUGCAUGUAAGGAGUGUGGAAAAGCAUUUACACGCAAUAGUAUUCUCAUCAUUCAUGGAAGAAUUCACACUAGAGAAAAGCCUUAUGCGUGCAAUCAUUGCAGCAAAUCUUUCAGGGACUCCAGUAGUCGUAACAGACAUGAAAGAAAACAUACUGGAGAGAAGCCUUUUCCAUGUAAAUAUUGUGGAAAAGAUUUUCCUGACUAUAUGAUUCUUGAGAGACAUGAAUGUUUUAACACCAGAGAGAAGCCUUAUGCAUGCAAGCAUUGUGGAGAGGCUUUCAGGGACUCUAGUAGUCGUAACAUACAUGAAAGGAUUCACACUGGAGAGAAGCCUUAUGCAUGCAAGCAUUGUGGAGAGACUUUCAGGUACUCCAGUAGUCGUAACAUACAUGAAAGGAUUCACACUGGAGAGAAGCCUUAUGCAUGCAAGCAUUGCGGCAAAGCUUUCAGUGACUCCAGUAGUCGUAACACACACGAAAGAAGGCACACUGGAGAGAAGCCUUAUGCAUGUAAGCAUUGUGGAGAAUCUUUCACGGACUCCAACAGUCGUAACAGACAUGAAAGAAAGCACACUGGAGAGAAGCCUUAUGCAUGCAAGCAUUGUGGAAAAGCCUUCAGUGAACUCAGCCAUCAAAAAAGGCAUGAGAGUGUUCACAUUGGAGAGAAGCCUUAUGCAUGUAAGCAGUGUGCAAAAGCAUUUCCGUGCUCCAGUGAUCUCAUCAUUCAUGGGAGGAUUCACACUAGAGAGAAGCCUUAUGCAUGCAAGCAUUGCGGCAAAGCUUUCAGUGAUUCCAGUAGUCGUAACACGCAUGAAAGAAGGCACACUGGAGAGAAGCCUUAUGCAUGCAAGCAUUGUGGAGAAUCUUUCACGGAAUCCACCAGUCGUAACAGACACGAAAGAAAGCACACCGGAUCAAAGCCUUAUGCGUGCCAGCACUGCAGCAAAGCUUUCAGUGACUCCAGUAAUCGUAACAAACAUGAACGGACUCACACUGAAGAGAAGCCUUAUGGUUGCAAGCAUUGUGGCAAAGCUUUCAGGGACUCCUGGGGUCGUAACAGGCAUGAAAGAAAGCACACUUGAGAGAAACCUUACGCAUGUAAACACGUAGAAAAACCUCCAACAUUUCUACUUGUCCUCAACUUGCAUGAAAAAAAUCCCAAUAGAGAGAAACCCUUUAUAUGUAAAAUGUGGGAAACUGUUCAUUCAUUCUAGUGAUCUUAACAGACAUGAAAGAGUUCACUCAAAAGUCAGGCCGUAUGCAUGGAAGCAUUGACAAAGCCUUCACCUGCUCUGGUCAUCUUAACAGACAUGACACAGUUGACAGUAGUCAGUAGGCUCAUGCUUGUUAGCAUUGUGGGAAAGCUUCCACUAGUUCUACAUGGCACUAGAGUAAUUAAAACAUUUACAGUGGAGAGAAAUCCUUUGUAAACAUUAGGGAAUGUGUUUCUUUGUUCUUGUCAUUUUCUCAAACAUAAAAGACCUUACACUGGUGAGAAGCCUUAUCAGUUUCAGCAUGGUGGGAAAGCCUUGACCACUCCAGUUUCUGUAACCCUCAUGUAAGAAUUGCACUGACAAGAAGCCCAUUGCAUGUAUGCAUUUAAGUAUUGUUCAAAAUCCUUCCCCAGUUGCUGCUGUCAUGAUCUUCUCAAGAAUUCACCCUGGUGAGAGUCCUUACAUGUGGGGCUAUGUGACAAAUCCUUGAGCGGCUAUAGUUACUAUUAUUAUAGUCAGGUUUUUUUCCCCAUUUGCAAAAGAAUUUUUUGUUUGGAAUAAAUGUGGGGAAGUACUCAAAGUGCUUAGAAUGAAUAAAAUUAAAACUCAAUUUAA
Mesocricetus auratus (golden hamster) is the source of this 3057-nucleotide messenger RNA. RefSeq names its product zinc finger protein 14-like. The coding region runs from base 160 to 2310 and encodes 716 amino acids. The transcript has 5 exons. The record is from RefSeq and is a predicted model, not a curated record. NCBI's taxonomy places the organism in Eukaryota, Metazoa, Chordata, Mammalia, Rodentia, Cricetidae. Gene Ontology annotation, biological process: regulation of DNA-templated transcription.